Thlaspi arvense is the source of this 675-nucleotide messenger RNA. Lineage: Eukaryota; Viridiplantae; Streptophyta; Magnoliopsida; Brassicales; Brassicaceae. The record is from the annotation of a GenBank genome assembly.
AUGAACCAAGAAGAGCAAAUUAAGCUUCUGGGGUUAUGGGGAAGUCCUUUUAGCAAAAGAGUAGAGAUGGUCCUGAAACUUAAGGGAAUACCUUAUGAAUACAUUGAAGAAGAUGUUUAUGGUAACAAGAGCCCUAUGCUUCUCAAAUACAACCCUAUUCACAAGAAAAUCCCUGUCCUCAUCCACGGUGGCAGAUCCAUAGCUGAGUCUCUGCUGAUUGUCGAAUACAUAGAAGAUACGUGGAAGACAAGUUACCCGAUUUUGCCACAAGAUCCUUAUGAACGUUCCAUUGCCCGUUUUUGGGCUAAGUAUGUGGAUCAGAAGGUGAUGUUAGCAUCGUGGAAGGCUUGUUGGGGACCGGAAGACGAAAGGGAAAAAUUGGUGGAAGAAGCUUAUGAGCGUUUGACAUGCCUUGAAAACGAGCUUGGAGAUAAACAAUUUUUCGGUGGAGAGACAAUUGGAUUUGUCGAUAUAGCGGCUGAUUUCAUAGCAUAUUGGUUAGGGAUCGCCCAAGAAGCUUCGGGUGUGACGAUCAUGACCGCAGAGAAGUUUCCAAAACUUCAACGUUGGUCGGAGAAUUUCGUUGGGAAUAAUGUUAUCAAGGAAGUCUUGCCUCCUAAGCAGAAGCUCGUGGCACUUUUCAAAGCCCAGUUUGGUAAUGUUACAUCUUCUUAA